UCAUGAUCAAUGAUGUAUAUGUCAAAAUGGCGUCUCUAUCGUUUCGGUGGCGCUACCUCUCCGCGAAAUUCUCUUCACGUUGUCGACGUACUUUACGUCGUGUUUAGCGAAGUAUCGCGUUUUACAUCUGGCGUAAUUUAAAGAAUCCUUCGGAUUUUUAGCCAGAAAGAUGGUCCAGAAGAAGCCAAAGAAGAAAGUAGGCAAGAAGGUAGCUGCCCCACCGUUGGCAGUUAAAAAGGUUGAGCCAAAGAAGGUGACCAACCCACUUUUUGAAAAACGAACUCGCAAUUUUGGUAUUGGGCAGGACAUUCAGCCAGCACGUGAUCUGAGCCGCUUUGUAAGAUGGCCUAAAUAUAUUCGUAUUCAGCGUCAAAGGGCUGUGUUGCAAAAAAGGUUGAAAGUACCGCCAACAAUCAACCAGUUUACACAGACAUUAGACAAGCAAACAGCUACACAGUUGUUCAAGGUAUUAGAAAAGUACCGACCUGAAUCAGCAGCCAUGAAAAAAGCAAGAUUGAAGGCAAGAGCUGAGCAAAAGAUUGCAAAGAAAGAGGAUGCGCCAACAAAGCGACCAAAUGUCAUUCGUUAUGGGACCAAUACUGUGACUACAUUAGUGGAGCAAAAGAAGGCUCAGCUGGUUGUUAUCGCACAUGAUGUAGAUCCUAUCGAGGUUGUGUUAUUCCUUCCUGCCUUGUGUCGUAAAAUGGGUGUACCAUACUGUAUCGUCAAGGGUAAAGCACGCUUGGGACGUCUGGUUAGACGCAAGACCUGCUCAACGGUUGCUCUGACACAGGUCGAUUCUGGCGAUAGAGCGAACUUUGCAAAGAUUGUUGAAGCUAUUAAGACGAAUUUCAAUGAUCGAUACGAUGAAAUUAGACGUCAUUGGGGCGGUGGUAUAUUGGGAAGUAAAUCUGCAGCGAGGAUAGCAAAAUUGGAGAAAGCUAAAGCAAAGGAGCUUGCACAAAAACAAGGUUGAAUUCUUUGGCCACAUUAUUUACGGAUUAUAUCAAAAAAUAAAGGGUAAAAUUCAAC
Messenger RNA from Formica exsecta, 1032 nucleotides. It is a transcript of the gene RpL7A, whose product is annotated as 60S ribosomal protein L7a. Gene Ontology annotation, cellular component: ribonucleoprotein complex. Bases 170 to 976 code for a protein of 268 amino acids. The record is from RefSeq and is a predicted model, not a curated record. Gene Ontology annotation, biological process: ribosome biogenesis. The transcript is spliced from 6 exons. Lineage: Eukaryota; Metazoa; Arthropoda; Insecta; Hymenoptera; Formicidae.